Molecule: messenger RNA, 4481 nt
Organism: Cherax quadricarinatus
Lineage: Eukaryota; Metazoa; Arthropoda; Malacostraca; Decapoda; Parastacidae
Biological process (GO): regulation of transcription by RNA polymerase II; embryo development; embryonic hindgut morphogenesis
Cellular component (GO): nucleus
Molecular function (GO): DNA-binding transcription factor activity, RNA polymerase II-specific; RNA polymerase II transcription regulatory region sequence-specific DNA binding
Source: RefSeq, a predicted model, not a curated record
UUUAUUGUUUCGUUAUCUUUUGUUUCUUUUAAAAACACAUUAAGCUUAGUUUCAGCUUACUUUACACUGAGCAAGUUACUGAAGUACGUGUUUGCGCGUUUUCUUUCCAGCUGAAGUUCCAGACUGUGUAAAUUUAGCGCUGCAUCGACGCCUGCUACACUUGUUCUUCCUUAUAUGGUCCUGAGCAGCUGCCUGGCAUGGUAGGAUUAAUUCCCAGAUGUAAGUUAAAGCACAGGAGUGUUAUAUCAGCAGUAACGUGGAGUGCAGAGUGGAGGUGGUUGAGAGCGACCUCGACCAAGGCUGGGAGUCUGGCAGAAGCGGCGCAGGUCCGUUACUUUACGGUGCUGAGCGGCCACAUCAGGUCUCCAGCACCAGCCGCGCGCCAGCCAGUCAGUAGGUUAGUGGUGGCGUCCCCCACCUCAGCUAGUGGGAGGGAGAGCCUUCUACUGCUGCUUCCCCGGCUGCUGUGGGGAGUGUGGGACCUGCCUGACGCUGCAGGCCCGCAGCAGCAAGGAGGGAGGCGCGCCAGCAAGUGAAACUUGCCGGCCCAUCGGCGGACGCGAGGUGGCGGGUUUUCCCUUUUAGUAUCGGCCCGUAUGUAGGUCAGGCUUAGUUUCGCUUUUACAGUGGUAUGCGAUGGUCGGGCCCGUGUCUGCUGCGAGCGUGUGUGAGGCUCGCCCCUCCCCGUGACCACCACGGUGCUCUCUGACUACACUACCCUCUAGUGCAGUGUGCUGUGUCAACCAUACAAGUGUACAAGUGAAUAUACAGUGUAACACUCAGUCACUAGAUGCAACCAGUCCCUAGUAGUGUUGUGGUACUAGCCAAAACAGUGAAUACGGAUAAUUGUGUGGCGUGUGAUUAUUGACUACACAGUGACCCUCUCAUAAAGGAUCCCCAACUGAGGACAGACAUCGAGGUAUGCAGGUGAUGCUGGUGUUCGGAAAAUAGCGUCUGGAUGAUGGUGUUCGGCUGUGAGACUUACGGACGUUCAGUAGCUGGUCUCCAAGUGAAACCGUGUAUGAGGAACCACGACGGGCUGAUCCAGCUUCAAUGCUUUGUAAACAAAGAGGAGCGACCCAGCAACAUGGAUGUGAGUCCCUCGAUCCACGACCAUUUCAAGGCUGACCUCUUCGAUCUAGUUUCCUGCACGGAGUAUGACCUGAGCGGCACGGGUCUGGGCACAGACUGUUGGCCUCUCGAGGAUCUAGUGGAUCGCAACGGGAACAACAACAACCUUAACGUUGGAGACGUGAUGACGUCUUCCUGGACCUACGGCGGCUACCAGGACCCUCCCACCUCCACGUCCGUGAGUGUUCACAUCGCUCAUGACAAGGAUAAGGAAACCAGCGACAAGAUGUGGGGUGGGGGUAGGGGCGGAGGCACCACGGAAAAGGUGGUCAACAGUGCGACAGGAAACACUAUCAUUAUCACCUUCCCUCGCACGGAAGGUCCCCACCCAGCACCCGAUACCUCGGAAACUGCCUAUAACCCUUCCCCGCCCAUGACGGAACACAACAACCUGGAGCUCUUCAAUUCUAUCCUCAACGAGAAGCCUUACGAUGGUCUGGUCUCUCAUAACCACCGCUCCCCCGCGUCUGACUGCGUGUCUUACGUCAGUGCCUGCUCAGGCUACAGUGACUCUGGGAUCUCUACUUCGCUGGAGGACACAGCUUCGCCCAACGCUGGCGGCCAUGAGCAUGUCGAUUUCGAGCGUCUUGUGGAUUCAGCGGUGGAUUCUCUUGUUUACUCUCCAGGAGCUGGAGGUCUGGGUCCCGUGGAAGACAAUCCCAAUAUGGAAGGUGGCAGCACUGCCUUUAUGGCAUCGACGCAGAUGUCUUACCCUGCUUCGCACGUCACGCAGAGCAGUGAUGUCUCUUCUAUCUUGGAAGGAGCUCUCAGGGGCACUGUUCGGCGGCCCGGAGGAGGGCCUUCGCAACCUCCUCCCCUAACCAAAAUUUCCGAAGUCAAGACACUCACGCUGAUGUCUAACAUGACACCUUUGCCACCCCUCACUUCAGUCUUCAAGGCGGAGCAGCUUAACGGAGUCGCGGGCUCGACGCAGAUCAGCAGUAGUAAUGGGAUGUAUGUGACGACGGGCUACGACUACCACCCAGCACCUGCCGAAGAGUACACCACCCUCGACGCCUCCUUCAAUAAGCUUUCCACCGCCACAACCACCAAGAUGGAUCAGCCGGAGCACAAACCCAAGAAACGCAAGUACACUAAACGCUCAGCGGGAGAAGAACCCUCCGUCAAAGGUCGUCUCUUACACUUCUGCCACAUAUGCAACAAAGGUUUCAAAGACAAGUACAGCGUUAAUGUGCACAUCCGCACUCACACAGGCGAGAAACCAUUCACAUGCGAGCUCUGUGGGAAAUGCUUCCGACAGAAAGCUCACCUGGCUAAACACGUACAGAUCCACACAGCGCCAAAGCCACCGGGAAAGAGGUGAGCGGCAAGGUCAACACUGUCGCAAAGCCUUCAGAAUCCCCGGGUCGCGCUGGGUCGCGCCGGGUCAUGUCGGGUCGUGGCGGGCCACAAUUACAGGCCUCGCUCCACGUCUCACUGUCGUACCUGCUCCUCGUUCUUAAGCCGUCCUUUGCGUUAUUCACAGCUUCCUACUGUUAGAAGGAUAAGGGAAUCCAGUAAUUAACAAUAUGUUUAGCCUACGGUGCAGCCAAUACUCAUGUAUGUACAUAGUGGCACUAACCCGUCCAGAGCGUGUUGUGCACUCAUAUAGGACCUGUGUAGGAGAGUUGCAUCAUUGUUCUACUUGUUAUUUCUAAAUACAAAACAUUAAUGUAUACCCCCACUAGCUGGCUAGUGUCUCACACACAUAUACACACACAUAACCUUCAUACUCUUACAACAGAAUUCGUGAUUGAAAAAGGUUGUACUUUUACAUAAUAGGGUGCCAUGUUUCUUGAGUCGUCGUUCCGUCACUUCAGAAUACUGAGGCGCGGAGUGUGUUCAUGUAGCUGCGGCAGUGUAGUCCCAGAGGCAGCCUGGUGUUGUCGCCAAAUAAACCAGCGCCAUGAAGGUCGUGAGAAGAGGGACAAGGGAGGCAUCAGACAAGAAGUUCUGUUAUCGUCGAACACGGAGAGUCCAUACGUAUUUGCUAAAUUGUUAUGAUUAUUAAUAUUAUAUUUAUGGGGAAGCGUUAAAUCAGUAAGGGUCAAAUAACGCCUAGGGCAUGAUAGAUAAUCAAGUAUCAUCUGAGAAAUAGGAAGGCAGCUCCAAUUUCGUGGAUGAAGAGCCAUUCAUUAGAAUCAAGGUAUCCCUUGAGGAAGAGAACAUUUCUGGCUGGUAUCCUCCGUCACUGGGGCGGCUUCACCUAAGAGGUGGAUCAGGAAGUGACGUUGAGGAUGUAAACACAAGGUCGUACUAUUAAAACAACACUAGCAGCAGGUUAUAUUUGGCGAAGGUGCGACCCACGCUGUUCCUAAUGAUGAGCGAAGUGGUGAGGAGUGCAAGGCUUGCUGAAUGCCUGAGACACCUUGUAUUUGUAGCACGUCAUUAGAACUUUCGUCAGAGAUUAUUUGUCACUGGUGCUGUACUUGUUACUUAGGUAGUGAAAUCAGAGUCUUUUAGUUGCUAGUCAUCCCUAAACACCGCAGCUGAUGGCGUCUGGGAUCAGAGGGAGGAUAGACCAAGUAACUGAUAAGAUUAUAUUUUUUGUCGAUGUUACGCGUUAACUAGCGAAGAAACGCUCGUGACUGCCCGAAGAGGAAAACAGACUAUUAUUAGAGGAAAAUAUAUAUUUUUAUUGAGAGGAAAAUGCAGAGUGUAGCAAUAGCUCAGAGUAAACUAUUAAAUGUUUAGCUAAUUCCAACUACCAGUGAGUAAUUUUCUUCAUCAUUGCCUAGGUUUGUUAGUUGUGUAGUGAAGUUAAGCUUCUACAAGAUAACUCUGAUCCUCCAUGACUUGUCUGAGCUUCAUUUGCUGCCGGUCAGUGAUGGUAGCUGGGCCAGUCCUUGUCUCUCCUCAACUCCGCCUCUCACCUUCAAAAAUAUUUCUAGAAUUUCUAUAUAAAUUAAUAUAAACACACAAACACAUUCACACAUACACUUAUAUAUAUAUAUAUAUAUAUACGUAUGUCGUGCCAAAUAGGUAAAACUUGCGAUUUUGGCUUAAACAGCAACGUUCUUCUUGCUGAUUAAGACAAGCGAAAAUUUGUGUAUGCAAUAAUUUCGCAAAAAUCUUUCUGAACCUAACGAAAAAAAUGCAUUUCACUGUGUUUGUUUAGUAUUAAGUUAUUGUAAACUUACCUAAAAUAUAUUUAUUUAACUGGAUUAGGCUAAAUUAAAUUGCUCUUGUUCUAAUAAGGUUAGGUAAGUUUUCUAAGGUUCUUUUGGUACAAAAUUAUUAAUUAUUACAUUAACAUGAAUGAAAAAAUAUGUCUUUAAACGUAUAAGAGAAAAUUUUAGAAAGGACUUAAUUUUAAAUGAGUUUUUACUAAUUGACCAGUUUUACCUAUU